AUGGCACAUCAGCAUGCUACGGCUGCCGCCGGCCGGGGUGGUGGUAGCAUGGAGAUCGUCCCCUACAGCUACAGCAGCGGCCGCGACCUGGAGCUGGAGCUGCCGCCGUUUGACGUGAAGCGCCAGGACUCGCUCUACCGCGACGCCACCAUGCCAGCGCACGCCGGCCACCACGGACAGGAGAGCUGGGUUCGGACGCUACGGCUGGCGUUCCAGUGCGUGGGCAUCCUCUACGCCGACCUCGGCACGUCGCCGCUCUACGUCUACGCCAACACCUUCAAGUAUGGCGUCAAGCAUGAGGACGACGUCCUCGGCGUGCUGUCCAUCAUCAUCUACAGCUUCAUUCUCUUCACCAUGAUCAAGAUCGUCUUCAUCGCGCUCUACGCCAACGAUGACGGUGACGGUGGCACGUUUGCGCUCUACUCGCUGAUCUCGCGGUACGCCAAGGUGUGCCUCAUCCCAAACCAGCAGGCAGAAGAUGAGCUCGUGUCAAGGUACAAGCACCGCGGCAAGCCGUCGGCGACGCUUCGGAGAGCCCAGUGGAUCAAGAACCUGCUGGAGACGAGCAAGGCAGCAAAGAUCUCACUCUUCUUCCUCACCAUCCUUGCCACGGCGCUGGCCAUCAGCGACUCCAUGCUAACCCCUCCGAUAUCAGUACUUGCGGCUGUCAACGGACUCAAGUUGAGAGCACCUCAUCUGACUACAGAUGCAAUGGUAUGGAUCACAGUGGCCAUUUUGGUGGUUUUCUUUUCGGUCCAGCGCUUUGGGACCGACAAAAUUGGUUACACAUUUGCACCGGUGGUUUUUGUGUGGCUCCUCCUCAUCUCCGGCAUCGGGAUCUAUAACACGGUCAAGUACGACAUUAGCACAUUGAAGGCUUUCAACGCCAAAUAUAUCAUUGACUAUUUCCGAAGGAACAAAAAGAAAGGAUGGGUCUCAUUGGGUGAAAUUCUUCUUUGUUUCACAGGCACUGAAGCUCUUUUUGCUGAUCUGGGAUACUUCAGCAUCAGAUCUAUACAGCUAAGCUUCACCUUCAGCUUAUUGCCUUCAGUGUUGCUCACAUAUAUUGGGCAAGCGGCGUACCUGAGGAAACACAUGGACAGGCCUGAUAUCAUACCUAACAUUUUCUUCGAAUCGAUUCCAACAUCUUUGUUUUGGCCAACUUUUGUUCUAGCUCUCAUCACAUCAGUCAUUGGAAGCCAGGCUAUGGUCUCGUGUGCCUUUGCAACCAUGUCGCAUUUACAGGCACUCAACUGUUUCCCAAGGGUUAAGAUACUGCAUACAUCAAGGCGUUAUUCAGGCCAGCUGUACAGCCCUGAAGUGAAUAUCUUCCUCUGCAUUGCAGCUUGUGUUGUAACCAUAAGCUUCAGGACAACUGGUUUCAUAGCCAAAGCACAUGAAAUUUGUGUGGUCCUUGUGAUGGUUAUCACAACUCUCUUGAUGACAAUAGUGAUGCUCCUCGUGUGGAAGGUAAACAUCUGGUGGAUAGCCAUAUUCUUCGUUGUCUUCAUGUCUACAGAGUCCAUCUACACAGCUGCAGUCCUGUAUAAGUUCACCCAUGGACCGUAUGUGCCAGUGGCCAUGUCGGCUGUUCUCAUGUUCAUCAUGAUCGUGUGGCACUACGUGCAUGUCAAGCGGUACAAGUACGAGCUUGAGCACACUGUGUCACGAGACGAGGCAAAAGAUCUGCUCGAGCGCCGGGACCUAAAGAGAGUUCCAGGCCUAGGGCUUUUCUACACCGAACUGGUGCAAGGCAUCCCGCCUAUUUUCCCUCACCUCAUUGAGAAGAUCCCUACCAUCCACUCGGUGAUUGUCUUCAUCACGGUGAAGAAUUUGCCAGUACCCCAUGUCGAUGUCAUGGAGCGCUUCCUCUUCCGCCAAGUGGAGCCCAAAGAGUUCAUGGUGUUCCGUUGUGUGGCAAGAUAUGGGUACCAUGACGCACUCGAAACGGCCGGUGAUUUUGUUAAAAUUCUAGUUGAGUACCUCCAGUACUAUGUCAGGGACUUAAACCUCUAUGGAGUUGGUGGUGAUGAACCAUUGAAGAUUGUCUUCCAUAGUGCUCGGGUGGACAGCUUUUCUUGGGAGAGGAAGCCCUCAGGACAUGCCAUCUAUGCUGAGGAGAUGCUUACACCGGCCCAAUCCUUCUCGGAGCUCACAAUGCAUCCAGUCUCCAUGAGCAGUAGAUUGGCACAUUUCCAGACAGGGAAAAUGAACCUGGAGGAGAUGUUGAAGAUCGAGGAGGAUCAAAAGAUAAUCCAACGCGAGGUGGACAAUGGUGUUGUUUAUAUAAUUGGGGAGAGUGAACUAGUAGCCAAGCCUCAUUCAAACUUGUUAAAGAAGAUUAUUGUGAACUACGUCUAUAGCUUCCUAAGGAAAAACUCAAGAAAUGGAGAGAAGAUGCUAUACAUUCCAAGAGGCCAACUACUCAAGGUUGGAAUGACAUAUGAGAUCUAG
Messenger RNA from Miscanthus lutarioriparius, 2454 nucleotides. The record is from the annotation of a GenBank genome assembly. NCBI's taxonomy places the organism in Eukaryota, Viridiplantae, Streptophyta, Magnoliopsida, Poales, Poaceae.